AUGGUGGAUGGUGAUGAAGAGAAAUCUACACCAGCUCUUGGUGACUUGUCUCUAAAGAAGAAGCAGCUUAUUUCUAGUGCCAUGAAGAGAACAAGUGAUUGGAUUUUUUCCCAUGAGAUUCCAAGUGAUGUCACUAUACAAGUUGGAGAAGCUUCCUUCUCGUUACAUAAGUUUCCAUUAGUUUCCAAGUGUGGAUACAUAAGGAAACUCGUCUCAGAAUCUAGUGAUGCUGAUGCUUCACUCAUUGAACUCUCUGAUGUUCCUGGUGGAGCAGAAGGAUUUGAACUGGCAGCAAAAUUCUGCUAUGGGAUAAAUUUCGAAAUAAGUGUUGAAAAUAUUACUAUGCUUCGCUGUGUGGCAGAGUAUCUUGAGAUGACAGAUGAUUAUGCAGUUGGAAAUUUGGUGGGAAGGACUGAUUCUUACUUGAAUGAAGUGGCACUUAAGACCAUUGCAGGGGCUGUAUCUAUCUUACAUAUGUCAGAAAACCUUCUUCAGAUUGCAGAGAAAGCAAAAUUGGUGAACCGAUGCAUAGAUGCAAUUUCAUACAUAGCCUCCAAGGAAAGCCAGUUUUGUUCAUCUGGGAGAAUUAACAGUAGCAAUGAUGAAAUGGUGUCUUCCAUGGCAUCACACCAGAGGCCAGUAGUUGAAUGGUGGGCUGAAGAUCUAACAGUUCUCAGAAUUGACAUUUUCCAAAGAGUUCUAAUUGCAAUGACAGCAAGAGGGUUUAAACAGUAUGCUAUUGGACCUAUUAUAAUGCUCUAUGCACAGAAAUCUCUAAGAGGUUUGGAGAUAUUUGGAAAGGGAAGGAAGAAGCUUGAACCUCAACAAGAGCAGGAGAAGAGGGUUGUUUUAGAGACACUAGUGAGCCUUCUGCCAAGAGAUAAGAAUGCAAUGUCAGUUAGCUUUCUUUCUAUGCUGUUACGUGCAGCAAUAUAUCUCGAGACAACUGUUGCUUGCAGGCUUGAUUUGGAGAAGAAGAUGGCUAUGCAGUUAGGACAAGCUGUUUUAGAUGAUCUUCUUAUUCCUUCUUAUUCAUGUACCGGGGACACAUUGUUUGAUGUAGAUACAGUGCAGCGGAUAAUGAUAAAUUACCUAGAAUCUGAAAUGGGAAAUGAUUCUUACAAUACAGAUGAUGAAUAUUUUUCUCCUCCACAAAGAGAUAUUUGUCGGGUUGGAAAGCUAAUGGAGAACUACCUUGCUGAAAUAGCCACUGAUAGAAAUUUACCAGUUCCAAAAUUCAUGAGUCUUGCUGAACUAAUUCCUGAACAAUCAAGACCAACAGAAGAUGGGAUGUAUAGGGCCAUAGAUAUCUAUCUUAAGGCUCAUCCUAUUCUAAGUGACAUGGAGAGAAAGAAAGUUUGCAGCGUGAUGGACUGUCAGAAGUUAUCAAGAGAGGCUUGUGCACAUGCUGCUCAAAAUGACAGGCUUCCUGUCCAAACUGUGGUUCAAGUUCUCUAUUAUGAACAGCAACGGCUUCGCGAUACCAUGGCUGGCAAUGUAGGUUGGAAAUCUCCUUCAAUUCAUGAAAAGCUGAAUGUAUACUCCACUGAGCUUAAUCCAGUUUCUAAUGAGCUCACAAGCUUACGAAGAGAAAAUGAAGAACUAAAAUUAGAAUUAGUGCAACUGAAAAUGAAACUAAAAGAGAUGGAGAAAUCUACGCUUAAAUCAGCAUCUAGCAGUCCCACAGUAAAUGCCUCACCUUGUGCUGAUAAGCCUCCUCUGCCACGAAAAUCAUUCUUAAACUCAGUGUCCAAAAAACUUGGCCGUCUUUCUCCUUUUCAACGCGCCAAUGCUGUCACAAACUCUGCUAAAAGUCGCAUAAAACUAGAUAAGCAUCGACGCCACUCCAUAUCUUGAGACCAUUGGUAGUUCCUAGUCUCCACAUGACAUUGUGCUGAGUAAAAGUUAGUUUUCAAAGGCUUGAAAACAGGACUAGUCUUUCCUAGUUUUACUUCUUCUGUGUUGUACUCGUGUAGAUUAUAUUAUCAUGAUCCUUACGUCAAGAACUUUGUUGUAAUUUCUAA
Messenger RNA from Gastrolobium bilobum, 2024 nucleotides. RefSeq names its product BTB/POZ domain-containing protein SR1IP1-like. NCBI's taxonomy places the organism in Eukaryota, Viridiplantae, Streptophyta, Magnoliopsida, Fabales, Fabaceae. The transcript has 5 exons. Gene Ontology annotation, molecular function: protein binding. The coding region runs from base 1 to 1857 and encodes 618 amino acids. The record is from RefSeq and is a predicted model, not a curated record.